AAAAAUUUCCUAAUUAACUUUUGAAGAACGAUAUGAGUGCGCUGAAGAGAAGAGCAACAAAAUAGCAUAGAGAGAUGAAUAGUGCUUCUAAAUAUUUUAUAAACUAAGUAAUCGAUACUCGUGAAUAUAAACGGAUUUUCUUGAACUAGGUAGCGCAGCGAGGAAGAUGCAGAGUCAGCAAACUGAGAAAGAAGAAGACGAUGAAGGCCCACCACCGGGGUGGCAACCAAUCUCCACUCAUCCACCGCUAUACCAACCGCAACCGCCGCCGCAGCUGCAACCCCAACCGCGACCGCCACGUCCAUGUGGUUGGGGUCAGAUGGUCUGCGGUUCUUGUCAUCGCCUGCUUUCAUAUCCCCGAGGUGCCAAACAUGUUAAAUGUCCAUGCUGUGAGACCGCCAACAUUGUAUUAGAAGGUAUUACGGCUAAACUCGAGGGUGACUCAAAUCAAGCAGACUUAUUUCGUCAAAUUCGGCUUCAAAUUAUUACUGGAGAAAAGGAGAUGGUUGUUGAGAAUCCUCCCACUAACGAUCAGAAGGUCGAGGUCAUGGAGGCCGUCCGUGAUUUGCAACCUUCACCUGCUGAGGAGAAGAAACACAAGAGAAAAGAAAAGCCCUCUCAGCACAACUUCCCUUCCCAGUUCCCCAAGCGGAAGCGAACAUCUUCAAGUGGGAAUUCAUCCGCGCUGAUGUUGGCCAACCUUCGAAUGAGGGAUGGCUUGUCAAUCUCAUUGACGACAUCAGAGCUAGAGGUUGUUGACAACUCGAACCGGGAGGCGCUUUUGGAAUCUUUUUUGGAGUUUCAAUCUCGUGCAAUUGUUGUGGCACGCCACCUUGGUGCAGAUUUGAAGAAUAACCUGAUGGUCGAGUUGGAAUCAGCCAAAUCAGACUUGGCUAAUGCCCAAAAGCGUAUUGAUGAAAUGUCUCAUAAGGAAUCUUUGUUAAACAAAGAAUUGGACAAGUUGAAAAGGGAGAAGUUGAAUCUUUUGACCAACUGUUCUUCAUGGGAAACUUGGUGUCUUCAAGCCGAGAACGAGGAAGAAGAGGCCAAGGCUAAAAUUACCCAGUUGAAACAAGACCUUUCAGAUAUGACUUCGGCUCGUGCAGAUGAUAGAAGGAAACUGGCGAGUGAACUUUUUCAACUAAAGAAAUGCCUCUUGGCACAACACGAGGAAGGUUUUGCCAAGGCACUCCGGCAAGCGGCUUUGUUAUUUAAGAUUCCCCCUGAUGAUGAUAGAUUUGGUGUAGACCAAGAUGUUUAUCAUGGCAAAUUGGUUUCGAUAAACGACAUCCCCUACGGGUGUAAACACUGUUGAUCUUGUUGACCUCGCUCAACUUGUUGCUGAUCUCCUAACCUUUUGAUGACAUAUUUGAUAAUCAAGACGUUUAAUGUUUUAAGUUUGUACUUUGGGCCGAUAGUGUCCCUUUAACUUUUUGCCUUUUGAACUCAUUAGGGAAUGUACAUUUUUGCCUUUUGAACUCAUUAGGGAAUGUACAUUUUAUGCAA
Vigna unguiculata (cowpea) is the source of this 1506-nucleotide messenger RNA. RefSeq names its product protein LOL2-like. The record is from RefSeq and is a predicted model, not a curated record. NCBI's taxonomy places the organism in Eukaryota, Viridiplantae, Streptophyta, Magnoliopsida, Fabales, Fabaceae.